CAAUCUAUAUUCUUUUCCUUAGUCUGCAAGGCAAUACUAGAAUUAUAGCUACUUCCACCUCUGCCUCCUCUCCUCUCUCCUCUCUCUCUCUCUAGACUUGUUUGAAUGCCCUAGGAUUCCUCAAAGGAGAACAUUCUUCCUCGGAAGAUCUUUACAUCGCCGGCGUGGAAUUUCUUUUCCCAUCCAUACCAUGAUUCACUAAAAACUUUAGAACAACUGGCAAGAUGGGUGUAAGAGCGGGUUCUGUUUUCAUGAAAUUGGGGAACUUGACUGAUGCUAAUCAAGUUACAGUAGAUGCCGUAACCUUAUUCGUAGCUCUGAUUUGUGCUUGCAUUGUGAUCGGCCAUCUUCUUGAGAAAAACCGAUGGUUUAAUGAGUCAAUCACAGCCGUUCUCAUUGGCUUGGGCACGGGUACCCUUAUUCUACUAACUUCUGGGGGAAGAAACUCGCGCAUCUUAGAAUUUGAUGAGAAAUUUUUCUUUAUAUACCUUCUUCCACCUAUUAUAUUUAAUGCUGGGUUUCAAGUGAAAAAGAAGCAAUUUUUUCGGAACUUUAUGAAUAUCAUGUUGUUUGGUGCUGUUGGUACAGUGGUAUCUUUCAUUACCAUUUCAAUUGGUGCCUCACAAUUAUUCAAACAUCUGAAUAUUGGUUUCCUGGAGAUGGGUGAUUCUCUUGCAAUUGGUGCAAUCUUGUCAGCAACUGAUUCAGUUUGCACCUUGCAGGUGCUUAAUCAGGAUGAGACACCCUUACUGUACAGUCUAGUCUUCGGCGAAGGAGUAGUAAAUGAUGCCACAUCUGUGGUACUUUUCAAUGCAAUCCAGAAAUUUGACAUCUCUCAGGCGGACUCACUCAUGUUCUUGCAGUUUCUAGGCAAUUUUUUCACUUUAUUUAUCACAAGCACGUUGCUAGGGAUUUUAAUUGGAUUACUCUGUGCAUAUGUUAUCAAAAAGUUGUACUUUGGCAGGCACUCUACGGAUCGUGAAGUCGCUCUUAUGGCUCUCAUGGCUUACCUUUCAUAUGUGAUGGCUGAUCUAUUUGACUUGAGUGGGAUUAUUACUGUAUUCUUUUGCGGGAUUGUCAUGUCACACUACACCUGGCAUAAUGUGACGGAAAGUUCAAGAGUAACUACCAAGCAUGGUUUUGCAACAUUGUCAUUCGUUUGUGAGAUCCUCAUCUUUCUUUAUGUUGGUAUGGAUGCCCUGGACAUUGAGAAAUGGAGAUUUGUAAGUGAUAGCCCUGGAAAAUCAAUUAGCGUGAGUUCAGUACUGUUUGGCCUGGUUCUGGUUGGAAGAGCAGCUUUUGUCUUCCCGCUAUCUUUCUUAAUCAACUUAAGCAAGAAUUCUAAUACUGAGAAGAUUGAUUUCAGGCAGCAAGUUACAAUUUGGUGGGCUGGUCUAAUACGUGGGUCUGUGUCUAUGGCGCUUGCUUAUAGUCAGUUUACGAGGUCCGGCCAUACUCAACUGCCAGCAAAUGCAGUCUUGAUCACCAGCACCAUCACUAUUGUUCUUUUCAGUACACUGGUGUUUGGAAUGCUGACGAAGCCUCUUGUAAGGUUUUUGCUGCCUCCAACACACUCAAGCAACAUGAUAUCCUCCGAACCGUCUAGUCCAAAAUCCUUGACAUUGCCACUUCUUGGCAACAAGCAAGAUCCAGAGGCUGACGCAGGUAACCAUGAUGUACCCCGUCCAACCAGUCUACGCAUGCUCCUAAGCACCCCGACUAACACCGUCCACUAUUACUGGAGAAAGUUCGAUGAUUCUUUUAUGCGCCCUAUGUUUGGUGGGAGGGGAUUUGUGCCGGUUAUUCCUGGCACACCAAUAGAAAGGAGUGCUUAUGAAUUGCAUUAAUGCUGUGUUUGGAUGGGAGAUUUGGGGAGGGAUUUGGAAAAGAAAAUGAAAAAGGUAGGUGAAAUGUGAAUAAAUUAUGCCUAUAUUUCACAUAGUUUUACACAUCUUUUCCCUUUCUCUUUCCAAAUCUCUUCUUAAAUCUCCCAACCAAAUACAGCAUAAGUAAAAAAGUAAGGAAGCUAAGCCUACUCGUCCACGUUUCAAGUUUUGUUUCAGUUUGGAUUAUAUUCUAACGAAGACAGUUUUAUGUGGGUGCUUUGCAAUUACGAUACUGCACUUAAUGUACAUAUAUAAACAAACUUCAUAUAAAUCAAAUUGACUCGUGUAGGUGUGGUAGGGUUCGAAUUAUGUCUUCAUGUUUUUGUAGUUACAAUGGAAGCUGAGUAAUUAAAUGCAUUAUUAGAUCAUUUUUAAAA
This is a messenger RNA of Camellia sinensis, 2263 nucleotides long. Its product is annotated as sodium/hydrogen exchanger 1. Gene Ontology annotation, biological process: proton transmembrane transport; sodium ion import across plasma membrane; potassium ion transmembrane transport. NCBI's taxonomy places the organism in Eukaryota, Viridiplantae, Streptophyta, Magnoliopsida, Ericales, Theaceae. Gene Ontology annotation, cellular component: plasma membrane. Gene Ontology annotation, molecular function: sodium:proton antiporter activity; potassium:proton antiporter activity. The record is from RefSeq and is a predicted model, not a curated record.